Molecule: messenger RNA, 1008 nt
Organism: Kockovaella imperatae
Lineage: Eukaryota; Fungi; Basidiomycota; Tremellomycetes; Tremellales; Cuniculitremaceae
Product: putative ADP-ribosylation-like factor
Exons: 7
Coding region: 95-691 (198 amino acids)
Biological process (GO): protein folding
Cellular component (GO): microtubule cytoskeleton; cytoplasm
Molecular function (GO): GTP binding; GTPase activity
Source: RefSeq, a predicted model, not a curated record
GAGUGUUGAUCUUUGUGCGUUUUGGCGUUACAUCCCGUAUCGAGAGGCCAAGGGAGUUCGGUCCCUUAUAGCCUCACCGCAGCGCCCCCUAAUAAUGGGUCUCCUCACCAUCAUUCGCAAGAACAAGGCGAAAUCCAAAGAGAUGAGGAUUCUCUUCUUAGGUCUGGAUAAUGCUGGCAAGACGACCAUUUUGAAGAAACUCAAUGACGAGGAUAUUUCUGGGAUCAGUCCAACCUUAGGAUUCAAUAUCAAAACGUUUGUAAGGGAUGGAUACACACUCAACAUCUGGGAUGUAGGCGGUCAACGAACGCUUCGACCUUACUGGCGUAAUUACUUUGAAUCGACAGACGCUAUCGUUUGGGUCGUAGACUCCUCCGACAGAUUAAGGAUAUCAGAUUGCAAGGAUGAGCUGAGGGGUCUCUUACAGGAAGAAAGACUCGCAGGUGCGACCCUGUUGGUCUUUGCGAAUAAACAGGAUCUAUCAGGAUCAAUGACGUUACAUGAGAUUCGUCAGGCCCUCGAACUCGACCUGGUCCAAUCUCAUAAAUGGCUCAUUCAUCCUUGUUCAGCUUAUACGGCGGAGGGUCUAGACUCAGGGAUUGACUGGGUCGUCAAGCAGGUCGCGGGAAGACUGUACUGGAGUGGUAUACAGGCGUCGCCUGUGAACCCAGUGCAAGAGGUCAAUAUAUGAGAAACCGAUCCCAAGCGUUCUUCCCCCAAAGGCCGAAAGCAUCGCCGACACUGCACAAAGGUGGUCCAGUUAUCGAUCUCGUACGCCUGUCACCCUUCGCGACUCGUAACGAUCCGGGACUAUCGUGAAUAUCGACGACCUCCCAUGCUUCCCCUGUGCACCGUCCUCGAUGAUUGGGUCCAUUGCGGGUCCAAGGAAAAUGGUCUGGGCGCAGUCAUAAGGAGACAGCGAAUCUCGGCCUGCCAGUCGAUCUACAUACCGAAGAAGUGAGAUGCAUGGGAAUGACGUCUUCACUAGUCGCAGAUGCAGAUAGCAGU